Anopheles marshallii is the source of this 5988-nucleotide messenger RNA. RefSeq names its product cell adhesion molecule Dscam2 (gene Dscam2). Gene Ontology annotation, biological process: cell-cell adhesion. Gene Ontology annotation, molecular function: protein binding. The transcript has 18 exons. The record is from RefSeq and is a predicted model, not a curated record. NCBI's taxonomy places the organism in Eukaryota, Metazoa, Arthropoda, Insecta, Diptera, Culicidae. Bases 1 to 5988 code for a protein of 1995 amino acids.
AUGGCAUAUGAAAAUAGGAUGUGGAAUAGCAGAAUAUCGUUAUUGUUGGGUUUCCUCAUUUUAUGGAUAAGUUGUGAACUGACGGCAGCUUUCGAUUCGCAUCUCCGGGGACCUUCGUUCGUGAUGGAACCACCGUCGCGGCUCGAGUUUUCCAACUCCUCCGGCGGCUGGCUGGACUGUUCUGCCUCCGGAAGUCCUCAGCCCUCCAUCGACUGGCUGUCGGUGGAUGGGACAUCCGUCGGUGAUGUCGGUGGCGUUCGGCGCGUGCUGCGCAACGGGACACUGGUGCUGUUGCCGUUCCCUGCGGCCGCCUACCGGCAAGACAUCCAUAGUACAAUCUAUCGAUGCGUAGCGUCGAACACCGUCGGACGGGUCAUCUCACGGGAUGUACAGGUCCGGGCAGUCGUUGCUCAAGCGUACAAAGUUGAUGUUGAAGUGUUGGCAGCUUCCCGCGGCUGUACCGCGAUCCUGCGUUGUGUAGUGCCUAAUUUUGUUAAGGAGUUAGUAAGGGUCGUUUCCUGGGUGCAGGAACCGGCAUUCUACAUUUAUCCAUCGCUGCAAGGAGAUGGAAAGUACCACCUGCUACCGACGGGGGAGCUGCUGAUACACAAUCUAGAGUAUAACGAUCGCUACCCAUCCUACCGGUGUCGGACGAUGCAUAAACUUACGAGGCAGGUCGUCACAAGCAAUUCGGCCAAGAUACGCAUGAACGAACAACGAGGAAUAGUUUCGCCGAGUGUCGUCGAGCAUACGUCGCAUGUAGCCGUUUCGCAGGACGAAGGUGCAGUGUUGCUGUGUGUCGCCCAAGGUUGUCCAUCGCCCGAAUACCGAUGGUACACGCACAACGGUCCCGAGCCAAUACCCGUCUCUUCCGGCCCACGGAUACGACUGCUCGGUCCAGUCCUGGCGAUCGAGGCCGUCACCGCCGAGGACGGUGGAGUGUACAAAUGUUCCGCGGCGAAUGCGGGUGGCGAAGCCAGCGCCGAUCUGCGGCUCACCGUCUCGACACCGAUCCACGUGGAGAUCACACCGAACGUGCUCAGUGUGCAUAUGGGUGGGACGGCAGAGUUUCGCUGCCUGGUCACUGCCAACGGAAUGUCGGCCGGGCCGCAACACAUCACCUGGUUUAAGGAUGGCCGCCAACUGCCCAGUUCCGGCCGGGUCGGUGAUACGCUACAGGUGACCGGUGUAACGCGCGAAGACAAGGGCAUGUAUCAGUGUGUGGUGCGACGGCAGGAAGGCGAUUCUUUCCAAGCUUCUGCCGAACUGCAGCUCGGAGACGCUCCACCUUCGCUGGUGUACAGCUUCAUCGAACAAACGCUUCAGCCCGGACCGGCCGUUUCGCUGAAAUGUUCGGCACAGGGAAACCCAACGCCACAAAUCUCCUGGACGCUGGAUGGAUUUCCGCUACCGACCAACGGCAGGUUCAUGAUCGGCCAGUACGUAACCGUGCACGGGGAUGUCAUCAGCCACGUCAACAUAAGCCACGUGAUGGUAGAGGACGGUGGCGAGUACUCGUGUGCGGCGGAAAACCGUGCAGGGAAAACGUCUCACUCCGCUAGGCUCAACAUCUACGGAUUACCGUACAUUCGCCUGAUACCGAAGGUGACGGCCGUGGCCGGACAUACACUGUAUCUGAAGUGCCCCGUCGCUGGCUACCCGAUCGAGGAAAUCCACUGGGAACGGGGCGGUCGGGAACUGCCGGAAGAUAUGCGCCAAAAGGUGCAGUCGGACGGGACGCUCGAGAUUAAGGAGGUGCAGAAAUCGCUCGACUCCGGCGUCUACACCUGCUGGGCGCGGAACAAACAGGGUCACAGUGCGAGACGUAGCGGCGAAGUCGCUGUCAUAGUCCCGCCCAAGUUGAACCCGUUUCAUUCGUCCAUCCUUUCGCUGAACGUUGGCGAUCGGGCGUCGAUCACCUGUUCCGUCAUCAAGGGCGAUAUACCGCUCACCAUCACGUGGCGCAAGGAUGGUCGACCGAUCGACCCCACCCAGCGUAUGUCGGUGACGCAGGUCGACCAGUACAACUCCAUCCUGCUGAUCGAGAAUUUGUCCGCCGACCAUACCGGCAACUAUUCGUGCGUGGUCCGCAACACUGCCGCCGAAACGGAGGGCCAUCAGUCGCUGCUGGUUAAUGUUCCACCCCGUUGGGUAGUCGAGCCGACGGACGUGAGUGUCGAACGGAACCGCCACAUUAUGCUUCACUGCCAGGCUCAGGGGGUCCCCGUACCCACCAUUCUAUGGAAGAAAGCAACAGGAAGCAAAUCCGGUGACUACGAGGAGGUACGAGAGCGACCGUAUACGAAGCUGCUGGCGAACGGGUCGCUAUUGCUGCAGCACGUCAAGGAAGACAGGGAGGGGUUUUACCUCUGUCAGGCAAACAACGGCAUCGGAACCGGCAUCGGGAAAGUUAUUCAGCUUAAGGUCAACUCUUCCCCUUACUUCGCUGGACAAUCGAAGAUGGUCACCGUGAAGAAGGGUGACACGGCGAUCAUGCAGUGUGAGGUGAAGGGUGACAAACCGAUCAACGUGGUCUGGUUGCGCAAUGGGAAGCACGAACUGAACCCCUCCACGAACUACCGCGUGUCCAUCAAGCAGGAUGCCACCCCGGAAGGUAUAUCGGCCGAGGUGCAAAUAUCGAACGUGGACAGCAGUGACAGUGGAGCGUACUUCUGCCAGGCCAGCAAUCUGUACGGGCGCGACCAGCAGCUGGUGCAGCUGCAGGUGCAAGAACCCCCGCAGCCACCGUCGUCGCUCGAAGCGGCAACCGUUUCCAGCCGGGUGGUGAACCUGAAGUGGCAACCGCGCGGUGGUGACGCUGCCGAAGUUUCCAAGUACAUCGUCGAGUACCGGGAGAUCGAUCGACAGUGGCAGUACAUCGAGAUAUCGGAUCCGCCCGCCUAUUCGACCAUCAUCGAGAACCUCAAACCAGCGACCAACUAUGUGUUCAGAAUAAUCGCCGAAGGGCCCGCUGGCCGGAGCUCGCCGAGCCAGGAGCUGUUCAUCAAAACUGACCCACAGCGACCGGCUGGACCACCGCUCAAUCUCGGCGCCCGACCAAUUUCCUCCACCGAAAUACUCAUCAGCUGGAUGCCACCGUCGUACGAGUUGCGGCACGGCGAAAUACAGGGGUAUAAUAUUGGGUACCGCUCGAUGCAUGCCACCACAAACAGCUACAACUUUACCUCCAUCUCGGGUGACGGUGAGGAUGGUACGGGGGAGCUGCUGCUGGGCAAUUUGGCCAAGUACACGCGCUACACCAUUGUGGCGCAGGCCUUCAACCAGGUGGGGCCGGGCCCACUGUCCGAACCGGUUACCGCACAAACGAUGGAAGACGUGCCGAGCAAACCGCCCGAGGAUAUUCGCUGCAUGGCGCAGAGUUCGACCUCCAUUCAGGUAUCUUGGCAGCCGCCGCAAGCACACCACACGAACGGGCUGCUGCAGGGUUACAAGGUGUUUUACGAGUGUGCGACCGAAGACGCCAUCACUAGUGGCGAGAUGGAAACACGGAAAACUACCUCGCUGACGAUACAUCUGUCCAACUUGCGGAAGUUCUCCAACUAUAGCAUCCAGGUGUUGGCGUACACCCGCAUGGGAGACGGUGUCAUAUCGCCGCCCUCCUUCUGCCACACGGACGAAGAUGCGCCGGAGGCACCGGCAGAUAUCAAGAUCGCCAUCAGCUCACCAUCGUCGCUGUACGUGUCCUGGCUGCCGCCGCGAGAUCCGAACGGCAUCAUCACCAAGUACAACCUCUACAUGCGUGCCGUCAACGGGCGCGAAGAGUUGAACAACGACAAACGGAACCUUCAAGCACACCAACACCAUUUCGAAGCGAAACAACUGCAAAGCCACACCGAGUACCAGUUCUGGGUGUCCGCUUCGACGCGUGUGGGCGAAGGCAAGAGUUCGCGUGUCGUGUCACAGCUCACAUCGAACCGUGUCCCGGCGAAGAUCGUUUCGUUCGGUGGACUCACCAUUCGUCCCUGGAAGUCAUCGGCGUCGCUGAACUGUAUGGCCGUGGGGCAGCCGAGACGCGAAUGGUUCAAGGGUGACACUUUGCUACGUCCCGGCACCCAGCACAACAUACAGCUGCUCGAUUCGGGUGAAAUUAUCGUGACCAUGUUGCAGACGAGCGACACCGGCAACUACACCUGCCAGGUGGACAACGGUAUCGGUACGGAUCGACUCACCCACAAUCUGCUGGUACAAGUUCCUCCCGGACCGCCGGUACUGUAUGUCACCAGUGCGACAUCUAGCAGCAUUCUGCUGCACUGGAAGAUCGGAUCGACGGGUAAUGCACCGAUCACUGCAUUUUCGCUCCACUACCGGCGAGUGCACGGGAAUUUGGAGGAGAUGCAACUAUCCCGGCACGCAUCUAGUCACGAUCUUAAGGGACUGUUUUGUGGCAGCACGUACCAGGUGUACUUAGUAGCGCACAACAAGAUCGGUUCGUCCUCCGCCAGCACCACACUGAACGUGAAAACACAAGGCCAACCGCCGGGUAUUCCGCCGGACUCGGUACUGAUAGCGCCGAACUCAACCUCCGUAGUGCUCCGGCUAAACGGAUGGCCCGACAAUGGCUGCCCGAUUAUGUACUUCGUACUGCAGUACCGUUCCGUGUCCACCGGGCUGGAUGACGACUGGCAUCUGGUGUCGAAUGCACUGAAACCUCAGCGACGAUUCACACUGUCCGGACUGUUGCCGUCGACCAUGUACCGGCUGAAGAUGGAGGCACACAACGUAGCCGGUUCGACCAAUGCCGAGUAUACGUUCUGGACGCUCACCAAAGACGGAGACCCACCACCACCAGAACUAGUACAAAGAGGACAUCGUUCUCAAAUUUUUUAUAACAAUAUUCAACUCCUGAUACCGAUCAUCAUCACCAUCACCGCCACAAUCAUUUGCAUUGCGUUUACGGUGGUUUGUUACAAAUAUCGUCAACGAGGUCGGCAGCGAAAAGACACGAUGGAAAGUCAACAAACGACCGACGCACAACGGGAUCGCUACUAUGCUACAAUUCAUAAGGUAGCACUACAAGCUGGUGACAAAAUACCUGAAACAUCGGAGGACAUCUCGCCGUACGCCACGUUCCAGCUUUCCGAAGCGAGCACACUGGCCCAACCGCACCACAGCGGGCCAGCAAACACACUGCUCCAUUCCUUCAUGUACCACGAACGCGCCAUGACCGAGGGUUGCGCCUCGCCACCACCAGCAGCGGUACUGAGACUUCACAAUCAAUCACCAUACUACAAUAUUAACUCGUCCAAGGGCCGCCGGAGACACUCGCGCAAAACGGAACCGGAAAGCGAAGAGUCCGACUCGGACCCGGACCAGCUAACGUCGAGCCGUACCGAAUCGUCCAACCAGCUGGACGCGAAGAUGAAGCACAGUAAGGAACUGGACGUGGCGGCGGGCGGCCCAGGCGACCACGGCUAUAACCCGAACCACUAUAUGCGUUCUAUUCCAGGUCUCAUAUAUCACGGCACGCAAUCGAGCACAUCGUCCGAUUUGUCGCCGAUGUCCGAACAAAAGUCCUUACCGCGGCGUGGCCGUUCAAGUCAAAGUCAAACGCACCAUAUCUACAUGCCCCGGGGUACGAUGCGAUCGUUGCUGACGCCGCUCCAUCUGCCGGACGGUAGCGCACCGGGCGGUGGACCCCUGUUCCAUCAGGUCCCGAUCGAGGGUGGCACACCGGAUCGGAUCGAGCUGUCCGAGGCGGAGUGUGACAUUGACACGAUCAAGAAGCUGAAGCUGGGCAUGCGGUCGUCGCUCUGGUCCAGACCGAACCAGAGCAACAGCACUACCGGCGGUGCUACCGGAGGCGUGAACGUUAACAGCAACAACAACAACAAUGGCAACAACAACGGUGGCAGCAACAACAACAACAAUAACAACAACGGAACUAGUGGCAUCGUGGGUAGCAUCAUGGGAGGAACCGGUGCAGGGAAUGCGACCGGCCAUCCAUCCGACUACUCGAUCGCAGUGUAA